ACAGCCCUGGGUGGGGUCCUGAGGAGAUAAGCAAAAUGGCUGCGUCCAUGGUGGAGAAGCUCGGGGCAGCGAGGCAGCGGCUGUGCGGCUCCUGGAAGGUCUGGUUGCCCGGGCUGACUCAGGUCAGAUGGAGCCGAUAUAGUCCUGUUUACCUUGAACCAGAAGUGAACAAAGAAGUGUAUCAUAAACCUCCAGAACAAAUAUCAGAUGAAGAAAAAGUCAAACGGGAACUCAAAAAAGUCAGACCUAUAAAAGCCACCCCUUCCAAUGUCACCAGCUCUGUAUUCUAUGAUCCAUUAAUCAGCAAAUUCACUAGCAUGAUGAUGAAGGGAGGAGAUAAAUUUUUGUCCCGGAACAUCAUAAAUAAGACUUUAGAAGCAAUCAAGAGGAAGCAGCUUGAGAAGUACCAUAAAGCAGAAGAGAAGGAAAAAGAAAACAUUGAGUGCAAUCCAUACACUAUCUUCCACCAGGCACUGAGUAACUGCCAGCCUGUCAUUGGGCUGGUGACUGUCCAGAAAGGAGGCAAAAAUUACCAGGUCCCAACCCCUUUGUCAGACAACCGCCGACGCUUUUUAGCCAUGAAGUGGCUGCUCAGGGAAUGUAGGGAAAACAAACACAGGCGGACAUUUAUGUACGAAAAGCUUUCCGAAGAGCUUCUGGCCGCCUUCAGCAAUGAAGGACCUAUCAUAAAGAAAAAGCAUGAGUUGCACAAGAUGGCAGAAUCUAACCGAGCUUUUGCUCACUACCGGUGGUGGUAGAGAAUGGCAGCUGCAGGAUGUGAGGUCUGAGACUUUGCUACAAGACAAGGAAAGGAAAUACUGUAUAUCCCAUAUGCCUUCCUUUGCAUAGCACCAGCCUGGAAGGGCGAUAAUCCGGUUUCUCAAUUGGCUCUUUGAAAAAGGAAACGACCUGAAGAAAAUCUUAGCCGAAAUAAAAUGUCUCAUUUUUCUGA
This is a messenger RNA of Zootoca vivipara (common lizard), 952 nucleotides long. RefSeq names its product mitochondrial ribosomal protein S7 (gene MRPS7). Gene Ontology annotation, biological process: translation. The record is from RefSeq and is a predicted model, not a curated record. Lineage: Eukaryota; Metazoa; Chordata; Lepidosauria; Squamata; Lacertidae.